AGCGGCGGGCGCUCGGCGCUCGAUUGCGGCGGCUGCUCGCGGCGCGGCUCGGCGCUGGAUUGGCGGGGGCUGCGCGGCGGGCGCAAGAUGGCGGCGGCGCUGGGCCGGGGGCUGGACAUCAGCCUGGCGGCGCUGCGGCAGCACGACCCCUACAUCAGCGGCAUCGUGGACGUGGCCAGCCAGGUGGCGCUCUACACCUUCGGCCACCGCGCCAGCCAGUGGGAGAAGACAGAUGUGGAGGGAACACUGUUUGUUUACACAAGAUCUGCUUCUCCAAGGCAUGGUUUCACAAUUAUGAACAGACUGAGCAUGGAAAAUCGAACAGAACCCAUUACUAAAGACCUCGAUUUCCAGCUCCAGGACCCUUUUCUGCUCUACAGAAAUGCCAGAUUGUCCAUAUAUGGGAUUUGGUUUUAUGAUAAGGAAGAAUGCCAAAGAAUUGCAGAGCUCAUGAAAAACCUAACUCAGCAGGAACAAUUCAAAGCACAGCAGGGCACAGGAUCAGGAGUGUCCCCCAUGAUCAUGAAUUCUGCUAAUAACAAAGAAGUGGAUAUCUUAAGGAUGCUUACCAAGGCCAAAGAUGAGUAUACCAAGUGUAAGACCUGCUCAGAGCCAAAACAAAUAACCAGUUCCUCUGCAAUCUAUAGCAACCCCAACCUAAUCAAACCCAUUCCAGUGAAGCCAAGUGAGAAUCAGCAUCAGAGAAUCUCCCAGCAGAGCAAGGCUGUGGAUCCUGAGCCCCAGCACCUGUCCUUGACAGCGCUGUUUGGCAAACAGGACAAGGCCGAUGGCUGCGAGCCGCUGAACAAGCAGCACCAGGAGAGCCUGCCUGCCAGGCAGGGUGUGGUUCGCUCGCUGUCCUACGAGGAGCCCAGCAGACACUCCCCCUGCGCGGAGAAGCAGCUGUGCCCCGCCAUCCAGAAGCUCAUGGUGCGUGGCACAGAGCUCCAUCCCCUGGCUGAGUUCCCCGAGAGCCGCCUCUGUGAAAACGGCAAUGUCCCCCGCGUGGGGGACACUUUGACGGGGCUCUUCCAGCCUGUGGCUUCCCACGGCGUGGCAGCCGGGGCUCAGGACGCUGCUGGCACCCAGAGCUUACUGCACAAGUUGCAAAGUCAGUCAGGGUCGGUGGCUAAAGUGGACCCCAGUGCCACGGGAGCUGUGAACUCAACAGUGUCCGUGUUCAGCAGGACUCCUGCUCCUGUUGGAGCACCAGUAAAUAACAUGAGCCAGCCCCCUCUGGUGUAUUUCAAUGGGUCCUUACCAGGCCAGACUUUAGAGGGUAAAGAACAAUCCAAACUUCCCAGACAGCCACUUCCUCUCUCUGGCAAUCAAACAGCCAAUUCUGGGGUGAUUUCACCUCAAGAAUUACUGAAAAAACUCCAGAUCGUGCAACAAGAACAGCAGCUCCACGUAUCCAGCAGACCAACGUUGGCAGCCAAGUUCCCAGUUGUUACCCAGAACACCAGUACCCUGAAACCACUGGAUUCCUGGAUAGAAAAGGCUCCAGGCACAGAAAAACAGAGUGCUCUCUUCCAGGUCAUCUCUCCUCAGCGCAUCCCUGCCACUGUGACCCCCACGCUGCUGAUGUCCCCCAUGGUGUUCAGCCAGCCCACGCCCGCUCCGCCCAAAGGCGCUGACAGCGGGCGCUUGGCAGCAGCGAACCCCGAGCCCGCGGCCGGCUCGGCCAGCCUGCUCCUGCCCCUGCCUGCCCCGGAGCCAGCCGUGGCCAGCAGCCCCUCCAUCAGCAAGCUGCAGCUGCAGGAAACGCUGCUGCACCUCAUCCAGAAUGAUGACAACUUCCUAAACAUUAUUUAUGAAGCAUAUCUCUUCAGUGUGAGGAAGGCAGCCAUGAAAAAGUCUGUGUGAAGGAUUCUCUUUUAAAUCAAUUUCCUGAACUCCAGGAAGAAGGUUUUGAAAUUUUCAAGUAUGAUUAUGUUUGAAGAAAUGAAUGGUCUUAGGUAUUUUGCAUACAUAGAUUUUCCUUGUUGGCAAAUACAUGCUGUACUGAGAAAAAAAAAGUGAGCAGAAAUGGAUUGUGCCUUUAGCGAGGGGAGCGUCACGACGCUGAAGAAUUAAUCACAAAAUAUCUUAAAUUAUUUUCCUUACCCUGGUCCAGACUUAGAGUUGGUUUCCCGGCAUAAGGACUCCGUUCUCAGGAUCCAGUUUCCUUUUUUACUUGCAGCCUGGUUACUCGUUGCCGAGGUAUUUGUCCCUGGUUUUCCCUGAGCCGUCCUGAGCAGGGACCACAUGGUGGCAAUGUUGGACUGUUCUUAGGAACGUGAAAAUCCACUGAAAUUUUGGAACGGGAGGCUUCGGGAACUCAUCGUCAUUUACUUGUCUUGAAGCAGUUUAGAAGUGGUGUCAUGACUUCCCCCAAAAUUUUUGUAGGAAAAUGUUUUUCUAUUUUGACAAGAGUAUUUUUAGCUAGAUGUAGAAAUGGGAUUCUGCAGGUGUUCGAGGAACUGGGAGGGGUGGGGGGUUUGUGAAUGUACUUGUUGUCACAGAGCUCUGAGGUGACACUGGAUUCAUGUUUCUAUUAUUCCAGGUCCAAUCUGCAUAAUUAUAAGCAAUGUGAAAAUUUGUUAAGGGGAAUGCUACCUGGUGUAAUUGGUUUUUUUUAAAGCGUGUUCCUGGAGCACAAUGAUUUCAUUGAUCCAUUUCUAAAAAAAAAAAUAAAAAUGGAUAAUUCCUACGAUGUGCUGAUUUCAUUUUAUUGCACCAUUGGCCAUAUAUGUAGUUUGUAUGACUCUAAAAUGUUUUUACACUUGGCAGAAGACACAUGAGGCUUUAAAUCAACUAGAAUAAAUGAUUGAAAGAAUUUUUAUGUAUAUUUUUAUUAGCAUCUGCUGCUGAAAUGCCAGUUUGCUACAGUUUAGGAAUACACAGUUGUUGCUGAGGAGGCAUUUCUUCUGUGGGUGCAGAGAACCCAAACUGUAAUCCAUGAAUGAUUACUCAGUCUUCUUUACUGUGAGCUUUGAUGUAAGCACAUCUCAGUAGCCUCAUCUGUGAAAGUUCUUUAGUGUCAAUUUGGCUGCAGGUUUCAAUUAGUAGAAUUGUAAUGAGCCAAACAGUUGCUCCUGCCCCAUGCAAGGGUAGGGGGAAUUUGCUCCCAUUUAUUGGGAAGGGCUCUAAAUACAUAGAAAAAUAACAAGUCAAGAGCUCCUUUCUUUAUUCAUAUAAGCAAAUAACUCCAAGAAACUGCUGGAGUUUCCCUACACUAAGUAACUGGUAGGCAGCCAGUCACACUCUGGUUGCAUUAUGUUACUUUAUGUUUCUUGCAGAUUCAGUAAAAUAAAUGUGUUGAGCAGAUACUGGGAAAAGCAGACUUUAAAUAUUUGUAAAUUCUAAUCCUGUAGCCUUCAUAAUUUAUAUAGCCUUUAUAAUUUAUGGGAUUCUACUGAGUUAAUUAGUAUUAUUUCAGAAUGAACUGGUGUGGAAGAAAUUGCAAUCUACACAAAAGAGUUUGAAACUAAAUACAUGGAUAAUUGGUGUCUGUGAUGUUGGAUCAUCUCAGAGUGCAAUUUAAAGAUGAUGGGGACACAUAGUUAAGACCUCAUUUGACAUGUAGAACUUCUGUAAUUGGUGGGUAAAAAUAAUCCUUAAGCAUCUCAAGUUAUCUUGGUAACAGAUUUUCUACUUAUGGGGGAAAUAUUUUAUUUACUAGAAGGCAAGUAGAAAUGUUAAAAUCAUUCUUAUUUAUUGCUUGUCAG
Molecule: messenger RNA, 3710 nt
Organism: Oenanthe melanoleuca
Lineage: Eukaryota; Metazoa; Chordata; Aves; Passeriformes; Muscicapidae
Gene: DCP1B
Product: decapping mRNA 1B
Exons: 9
Coding region: 88-1866 (592 amino acids)
Biological process (GO): positive regulation of catalytic activity; deadenylation-dependent decapping of nuclear-transcribed mRNA; deadenylation-independent decapping of nuclear-transcribed mRNA
Cellular component (GO): P-body
Molecular function (GO): enzyme activator activity; mRNA binding
Source: RefSeq, a predicted model, not a curated record